This is a messenger RNA of Protopolystoma xenopodis, 216 nucleotides long. Lineage: Eukaryota; Metazoa; Platyhelminthes; Monogenea; Polystomatidea; Polystomatidae. The record is from the annotation of a GenBank genome assembly.
ACCGAUUACUUUCGAAUUGGUGUCAUUCAAGACGAAGCCGGAGCAGAGCUCUGUGGUGCGCUUAAAAACAUUGUAGCUGUUGGCUCAGGAAUUACAGAUGGACUGGGCUACGGAGACAACACGAAAGCUGCAAUCAUCCGACUUGGUUUCAUGGAGAUGAGGAAUUUCAUUUUCCGCUUCUUUCCCGAUCGAAGUAAGCUAGAUUUUAGAACCUGA